This is a messenger RNA of Aspergillus ibericus CBS 121593, 2265 nucleotides long. RefSeq names its product TPR domain protein. The transcript is spliced from 3 exons. The record is from RefSeq and is a predicted model, not a curated record. Bases 1 to 2265 code for a protein of 754 amino acids. Lineage: Eukaryota; Fungi; Ascomycota; Eurotiomycetes; Eurotiales; Aspergillaceae. Gene Ontology annotation, molecular function: protein binding.
AUGGACACCCAUGAUGUCUCGCAGGUAUCUGAAUACAUGCAAGCCCUGCAAAGACAAAAGCAGACUCUUCAGAAUGCCCAGUCUCGCAAGGGUCAGAAACCCAAGCCGACCAAGUCUCGCGACCAGAUCAUAAUGCAGUUCAUGUUUCGCCAAAUGAUGGGCAGGAACGGAACCGUGGACGGGCAUGCUCUUCGAUCCUCUUUUGUGCCCCCCGCCUACUAUCCCUCCGUUGCCCCUUUGAGUGAACUGAAGAAGGUCCUAAUCAAAGACCUCACCCUUGAGACACAUCACCGUGGUUCGUACAUUCUGGUGAGAGCAGUCACCUCGACGGAUAGAAUGACUGCGAUCAUGACCGUGGUGGAGGAUGAGAAAGGGAAUGUUCUCAUGUUGCAGCUGUACAACCAGGAAGAACAACUGGCUACUGACGGCCGGCUUGUUGAAAGAACCGUGAUGCUUAUAAAGGAGCCUUACUUGAAGAUAAUGGCUGAUGGAGAUUAUGGUCUGCGAGUGGAUCAUCUCUCCGACAUCAGGUUCAUCCCAGAUCAUGAUCCCUUGGUGCCGUCGGCGUGGAAAGGCCGGUCAAAAGGCCAUGCCUCUGCCGGUUUUUGGAAGAUAAAAGGAAAUGAUUUCUUUAAUCAGGCUGCGUAUUAUCUCGCUAUUGACUGGUACACUUACUCCGAGGCUCUUGAUUCCUCCCCAACUGUCGAGGAAGGCCUUACGAUCAGACUCAAUCGUGCUCUGGCUUGCCUCAAAACUCACCAAUUCGACGCGGCCCUUUGUGAUGUCGAGCUGACCUUGUCAAACAACGGCUCCUCCGAGAAAGCCUUAUUUCGUAAAUCUCAGGCCCUUUACUACCUCCAAAGAUUUCAGGAGUCAUGUGAAGUCCACAAAGUGCUCAGCAAUGCGUAUCCAAAUAAUACCGCCGCUAAAAGCGAGUUUGAGCGGGCCAUUGCACGACUCGCGGAGGAGCGGAGUGGCAAGUAUCCGUUCAGAGGGCUGCAGCGAGUGGCAACGAAACGUCGCCCUCCUCUACUUGAUCAUGCAACAUAUACUGGCCCUGUCUCGGUAAGAGCUACAGAGUUCCGCGGACGUGGCUUAUUUACGACCGAGGCAGUCCGGGCCGGUGAUCUCCUGUUUUGCGAAAAGGCCUUUGCGCAUGCCUUUCAUGACGACACUAGCGAAACGACUAAUCUUUCACUCUUGAUGAACACCGAAACACAGACUAUGACGAUGGGCACCCAAGCAGAACUGAUCAGCCUCAUUGCUCAAAAACUGUACAAGAACCCGUCCUUGAUGUCAACCUUCACUGAUCUGUACCACGGCUCAUAUACCCCGGUAGACAUCUCUGAAGUCGACGGUAUACCCGUCGUCGAUACGUUCCUGAUCGAGCGAACAAUGUCACUGAAUUGUUUCGGCUGCCCGGUUUCCUCGCGUGCUUCCCACAUAGCCACCAUAAAUGAAAACAAGGCGCAACUCGAAAAGAUCAAAAAGCAAUUUCAUUCCUGCGGCAUCUGGCCGCUGGCAUCUUACAUCAAUCAUUCCUGCUACUCCAACGCCCGUCGUUCCUUCAUCGGAGAUAUGAUGUUGGUUCGCGCCACACAGGAUCUCCCUCCAAAUGCGGAGCUCACGUUCUGGUAUCAAACACCUUUGAAGCAUGACACCCAGAUAAAACCCCUAAAACUGCAGCACUGGGGGUUCCAGUGCAGCUGCCUCAUCUGCCAGGAUCUUCACGAAACCGGGGGUGUUGAUCUGACGAAGCGAAGACGACUCUUUGCUGACUUGGUGAAGACCCACCAGUCCCUGCUUCGCACCCGGAAACAGAGUGCCGGAAUCGCUAAAAUGGAAGGUAUCCUUGCUACACUUGAAAAGACAUAUCGCCGGCCAUCUUCUGAAGUGCCUCGUCUCGAGAUCUGGGAGGCAUAUUUGUCCUUGGCAGCGGUGCACGCCACGAGCAGUCAGCCGGGGAAAGCGAUUGAAUUUGCGUUCAAAACGCUGAAGUCGCUCGGCUACGUGAUUGAGGGCGGGCAAAUUCCGCAUACACCUGGCAGAAAGUUACUUGUUAGGGAAUGGGGCUUGAUGAUGGAUGGUCUAGUUGGGUGUUGGAUGAUCCUUUGCCGUAUGUAUUGCGAUGUAGCACCCGACCUGGCCGAUCAAGCCGAAGACUAUGCGAGAACAACCUACAGGAUAUGUGUUGGGGAGGAUGAGACGUUUGGGGAUACGUACAGUCGGUUCUCCAACCAGGUCAACGGGCUUAUUGUGGCGUGA